Messenger RNA from Mugil cephalus (flathead mullet), 2434 nucleotides. RefSeq names its product solute carrier family 23 member 1-like. Gene Ontology annotation, molecular function: transmembrane transporter activity. Gene Ontology annotation, cellular component: membrane. The coding region runs from base 90 to 1937 and encodes 615 amino acids. Gene Ontology annotation, biological process: transmembrane transport. The transcript is spliced from 12 exons. NCBI's taxonomy places the organism in Eukaryota, Metazoa, Chordata, Actinopteri, Mugiliformes, Mugilidae. The record is from RefSeq and is a predicted model, not a curated record.
UGACAAUGAGUAAAUCAUUUCCCCCUUGACUGUUUGUGGACGCCUUGAGAUUGUCAUUCCUUGUCUUGAGGAUUUAGCGAAGAGUCACCAUGCGUUCAGAAAAGAAAAGCUCCGGGCAGGACAAUCUCGGAUUUGAUAUGGAUUUACGUUCUCAGCCCAAAGCAAAGGCAGAAGAAGACUGUGUGAGCAGUUGUGUUUCAGAUAAAGACAGAAAUAAACCAACCUAUUGUGUAACUGAUGUCCCGCCUUGGUACCUUUGCAUUUUCCUAGCCAUUCAGCAUUACCUGACAGCAUUUGGUGGGGUGAUCUCCAUCCCUCUCAUUCUUUCUGAGGGACUUUGUCUGCAACAUGACAGCUUGACCCAGAGCCACCUCAUUAACACCAUUUUCCUUGUUUGUGGCCUGUGCACCAUUCUGCAGGUUACCUUCGGUGUCAGACUUCCCAUCCUCCAGGGGGGUACAUUUGCCUUGGUGACUCCUGCUAUGGCCAUGUUGUCCAUGCCAGAGUGGAAGUGCCCAGAUUGGACCCAGGAUGCCAGCCUGGUCAACACCUCCUCCCCUGAAUACAUAGAAGUGUGGCAGACCCGCCUGAGAACACUCCAGGGCUCUAUCAUGGUGGCCUCUGUCCUCCAGAUCCUGGUUGGCUUCUCUGGCCUCAUCGGCUUUCUCAUGCGCUUUAUUGGCCCCCUAACCAUCGCCCCAACUGUCUCUCUCAUUGGCCUGUCUCUGUACGACUCUGCCGGAGACAGGGCUGGCAGCCACUGGGGCAUCUCUGCCAUGACCACAGUGCUGAUCAUCCUGUUUUCUCAGUACCUUCGCCUCAUACCAAUCCCGGUUCCUGUAUACAGCAAGACCAGAAAACUGCACACCUCAAAGUUUUAUAUCUUCCAGAUAAUGCCUAUUCUUCUGGGCAUAGCGGUCUCGUGGUUAGUCUGCUACCUCCUCACCAUCUAUGAUGUCCUACCAGCCGAUUCAACCCGCUAUGGCUACCUGGCUCGCACUGAUGUGAAGGGAAAUGUAGUGGGCGAGGCUUCCUGGUUCACAUUUCCUUACCCUGGUCAGUGGGGUGUGCCGAUGGUGAGCCUGGCAGGUGUGAUUGGCUUUAUGGCUGGAAUAAUAUGCUCCAUGGCAGAGUCUGUGGGCGACUACUAUGCAUGUGCCCGGCUGUCAGGGGCGCCCCCUCCCCCGAAGCACGCCAUCAACCGGGGCAUUGGCAUUGAAGGGGUUGGCUCAUUGUUGGCGGGGGCCUUCGGCACAGGCAACGGCACCACUUCUUUUAGUGAGAACGUGGCAGCACUUGGUAUCACCAAAGUGGGUAGUCGAACAGUGAUUUUCCUGAGCGGAGUCUUCAUGAUUUUAAUGGGGAUACUGGGCAAAUUUGGAGCCAUUUUCACCACCAUCCCCAACCCUGUGAUUGGAGGGAUGUUCCUGGUCAUGUUCGGAGUCAUAACUGCUGCUGGAAUCUCUAAUCUGCAGUCCACAGACAUGAAUUCUUCUCGGAAUAUCUUCGUGUUUGGUUUCUCCAUGUUUUCCGCUCUCGUCAUUCCAAACUGGAUCCAUAAGAAUCCGGACAACCUGCAAACGGGUGUCAAAGAGGUGGACCAAGUACUGCGCAUAUUGCUGACAACCAAUAUGUUUGUGGGAGGCUUUCUUGGCUUCGUCUUGGAUAACACAAUUCCUGGGACUAAACGUGAGCGUGGCCUCUUAGCCUGGGACAAAGUACAUCUCGAAGACUCUGACAACACCUUUGGAACUGAGGAGGUGUACGCCCUCCCCUUUGGCAUAACCUCUUACCUGCGAUCCAAGUCUUGGGUACGUUACAUCCCUUUCUGUCCACGGGACAAACACGGAUCUCAGCACAAGACUGAGGACAGUGAUGUGCCACAGAGCCGGGGGACUGAGCACGGUGCACAGGUCACGGAGGAAUUUGCUUUCUAAGGACUAAACUAGCUGACAUUAGUGUCAUGAAAAGGACUUGAUGUUUGCAUUAACCAUAACCAUUGUUUUUAACUGAAGAACAUUGAGCUGCUGCAUUCAUUUGAGUUCAUGUUGAUGCUGAUGUUAAGUGAAAAAACAAAAAAUGUAACUGCUGAAUGCACUUCUGGCAACCAGUCACAUUCAAUAUAAACUGACUCCAGCAAGAUCAUCUACAUCAACUGAUACCAAAUGCAAAAUGAUAAUAAUAAUGUAUAUUUAUAAAUAGCACUAAGCUGAGUUUAUUGUAGAACACAUAUAGUAGGUAGAGGGUCAGUUUGGGGGUCCUUGGCCUGAAAAACGCUGAAGACCCCUGAUCUACGUCAAACCUGCCAACGUGCAGUGAGUUUAAUUUUGAUGUGCGCACCUAUUUGAGCCUGUCUACACGAAGAGACACAUAAAUAUCUGCUGCAAUCACUUUCUGUCUGUACCGAUUAAAAGAGAGCUUCCGAACAAUCAAA